Molecule: messenger RNA, 4040 nt
Organism: Glossina fuscipes
Lineage: Eukaryota; Metazoa; Arthropoda; Insecta; Diptera; Glossinidae
Product: rho GTPase-activating protein gacF
Exons: 9
Coding region: 347-3055 (902 amino acids)
Molecular function (GO): growth factor activity
Source: RefSeq, a predicted model, not a curated record
UAUAAAAUUAUACGAAACAAAAAUAAAGAAAAACGAAAAAUAACGAAAAAUUAAUAUCUUCCGCAUAUGUAUGUAAUGAUGAUGAGUCAUAUCCAAAGCGACUGCAGACUUAAUCUGGAUAUGCGGUAUUCAGUAUGUCUUCAAACAGAAAUGAUGUUCAUGUUUUAUGAAGAUGUGUCUUUGACCAAAUACUUUAAAAAUGAACUGGGAGAUCACUCGUUUAAUACGCAACUUUGAAAGAUUAUCUUUUAAACGUUGAUUUUCCUAAAAUUAAUGCAACCCACAGCCGAAUGCGAAUUAUAAUUAUAUGCAAAACAAAUGGUUACAAUGAGGCCAAAUAAAUACAAUGUUACACCAGGUUGCGGUCUAUGCCAAGAUUCUUUACCUCCUGAUGGUGGCGAUUCCUGGUGCGUUAUGUACUGUAGAAGACUAUGUAAUAAUGUCACAAUGUGCACACAACAAAGCUAUACAUUUAGCUGCAGAGGGAACAGUGUCAGCAGCAGACAUUUCACAAACACAAAAUAUAACGAUAGUUGGCCUCCCGGAUUUUGUGAACAACGAUUUCAAAAUAGCUUUUUAUGCAAAGGAAGCACAAAGAUAUUUGUGUUUCAACGAACAUUGGAAAUUGGUUGGAAUGCACAAAACGAAAGAACUCCACGAAACCUGCUAUUUCAACGAAACCAUCGUGCACGGUUACUUCGUUUUUCGUUCCGUUGUCAAUUUGCAGCGCCGCAUCGGUUUUACUCCACGAGGUAAAGCUGUUGGGCCGAAGAGGAAUGUUAACGAUGCUUGUUAUAUGUUUACCAAGAUACCAACUGAUCAAUUUCUCCAUCAGCUUGCUACUUUUUUGCCGCGCAGUUCAAUAGCUACAACAACAAAACCACAAUCAUCUCAACAAGGCACAAUGAAUAAUACUAACAUAUACGGAGACCUGAACUUGAAUAUUGAAAGUAGUCACGAAAAAGGAGGAAAACAGUUUGAAAAUUUACAACAACAGCACUUAAGCCGUGAUAACGACCAACGCUUAAAUGGAAUACAAAACAAGUAUGUUAACGAAAAGGAAUUCGAUCAUCGGGAUCAUACGCAGGACUAUAGUAAGAACUUGGAUUUAAUUAAAGUUAAAAAGUCAUAUUCUAAAUUACACAUGGGCUUGAACAAUUUUACGAAAGAACGUAAGCAACGUUUGCAUUUCUUAAACUCGCCACGCCAGAAGCAACAUCAAGUCAGACAUCAUCACAACAACCCACAUAUGCUAGCAAGAAGGAAACACCAUGAGCAAAAAGAAAAGCACAAACAUUGUCAUCUCGUCAACUCUAGUCCGAAUGUUUCCACAUUAUCCAUAACAAGUCGAAAAAGAACAGCUGCAGCGUUUUCGUCUACUGCACCAACGCUAAUGAAAUCAACGUUUAACAAGAAAACAUCUAGCUACUCUCAAUAUUUCCGGAUAGCAACAACCGUUGGCGUAAACAUCAGCAGCGUGACGUCAAUCACAACGCUGAAUAGACGAAAAGAUCGCCGAAGAAAAGUUCACAAGGUUCGAGCGAAUCAUACAGAAGGGCCUGUGGCGCUAGAUAUGCAGAAUGAACCUCACCACAUGACACCUUCGAAAAGUAAGCCGAUUAGUCGUUACGCUGCACCUUUGCCUACAGUAAGCCCGCAGCAAUCUUUUAGCAAUCUAAAAGAAAUUAACCAAAAUCCAGAAGUUAAAAAAAAAAGAACCUUUACUGGAGAAACUCAGAUGAAAUCAUAUAUCACACGUGAAAAGGAAUAUUCGACCACCGAAAGUGUAUCUACCUGGGAGAAAUUAUCUUCUACCAUUUUGACUACCAUAACUGAAGAGGUCAAGUUAUCCUCUUCAACAUCUCCUUAUUUCUCCAACCGUUCAUCAUCUUUCAAGGAGGAUUCAGUGCUGGAUAUUACUAACGCGACAGCAUUUAAUAAACACGAACCAAAUAAAAUAGCGGCAACCUCCAUGGAACAAUAUUUUUCGCACAGAACGACUUUUGACCGUGUCAUGUUAACUACAUCUCGAAUUUUGACUGCGCAACAGCUAAAUAAGACUGACGGAGAGAAAGGAAAAAAUGUCACGCAAUCUAAUUUUUUAAGUAUUCCAAAGGCUAUUCUUCCGUCGAUUUCAUUCACUUCGGGUUUGUGGUCAGUAAACGGUUCCCUGGAAAGCAAUGCGUCUAGGUGGCAUGAAAUGUCAACAAAAAUACAAAAAGUGAAAGCUAAUGAUAUGUCAAUAUCGGUUAAGAACGACAUACCAGAAAAUGGGGCCAAGUUACAGGAAAAUUCCUCUCUCGUAUCCAUUCCUUUUAAAGAUGAACAUGAUGAAGUAAGAUUAAGCCCAUGUAACAUUCCUAAGUCAGUGCAAGAAGAUGAGCACGAUCGUAUGGUAACUGUACAGUUCCCAAAAAUUCAAAAUCGCGCUGAAAAACCCGAAAAUGAUGUUGAAAAAAAAAAAAAAAAAAUAUCACUUACAAUUUUAUCAACAACGCCAAGAGCAGUAGUCACGACGACAAAGCUGAAACCGGCACUCAUAUCAGCUACGCUCACAUUGUUAUCUCCUGAAAACUCAUCAGUAACAAGUAUCGAUAAGAAUGACAGCGCAAAUAAAACAAAUAAUUCAUCAAUAAAUAAUAGUACUAAUGAUAAUCGGUUGCCAUUAUUCUCAUUAAUGCCUACAGCAAUGACUACUCCUCGUAUGUCCCUAAGAAGUUUAAUUAUAAAUAAAGCCUCAAAAAAUUUUAGCCAGAAAGUAAUAGCUACGCCGUUUCAUCAACUAACAUAUGUUCGCAACCAGGCGGGAGAAAUUGAUAUAGAUAAUAUCGAUAACAUUAACAUAUAUCCUCAUCUUCUCGACGAUAAUGGUGGAAGCAAAGUUGCCAUUCUUAAGCAAGAUAUCGGUAAUGAUGGUCAACGGACCCUGAUCACGGCCUAUUUACCUACUUUGGCAACAGCUACGUUGCCCGAGUCGAUACGAAUAGCCAAAAUUAAAAUAAAUCGUGAACGCAAGCGUAGAAUGCAUUUACAUAGUAUCGACGUAUACACCUAGCUGUGUUGUGCGUAGUUUAUACAUUUCUAACUUUGAAGUCAGAAGACAGCAAACAUGAUUAGAAGAAAGAAAGCGCUAACAUGCAUGAUUUUUUACGGUUCUUUCGCACUUUGCGCUAAAUAGUUUUGUCAUCGAGUCUCAGAUUUCUAAAUAAAUUAUAAUACCUGGAAGCGGAUAUAAGAACAAAUAUGAAAAAUGGAGCAAAACAGGCCGCAUACAUUCUAAAGAGAAUUUUCAUUUGUAAAGGAUUUUUAAAGUUUUCCAUCCGUGGAAUUCUUGGUUAAAAGCUAUAUUUAGAGAUAUAUGUAAAAUAUGUUAACUAAGUAAUUAGCAUCAGGGACAGAAAAUUAAAAUAUGGCAAUGAAACUACGGUGGAACGAGCCUAUUCCCUUGAACGCAUUGAAGUUGAUCAAUUUGUGAGCUCUGACUGCUUGGGUAUGGCCCUUCGGUGAGUAUUCGUGGUGGUUGUGGUUUUCAUUCAUUCCAAGCCAAAGUGGAACAAAUCAAGGUGCGAAUAGGCCUCAACAUUGAUCAGAGUGGGUUUAUUGAGCCAUACACAAUAAACAAUCUGGACUCUGGUGCUGUUUAGGCCCCUAGUUUAUAGGGAUUGUCUAUUUCGCCUGGAGGCGUGGGUUACCCUUAAAUAACCCACGUGGCUUGGGCCACCGUGGAAUUAAGCCAUCAAGGCAGGUACCCAUUUGAAACCCAUGUCGCAAUCACUGUACUAUCCUAUCAUUUUCGUGAAUUAUGUGAAUUUUAUGAAAAUAUAUUUCUUGUCUGUUAAAGUGUUGCGAGAUUUUAUGAUUUAUCUUGUAAGAAAGCAAGGCUGCCCGAAGCCCUGCUUCACAGAUAUACUUGCUCGCUAUUGUAAACUUACGCCGAUAUAUUCAUAUAAAUGUAUUCUUAUUUAAGUACUUACAUAAAAGCGAAGUACUUAAAUUCGAAUUACACCUCUGUGCACUUCUGAAUUAUAUACCUACACUCA